UAAUGCUAUUAUAAACAAAUAUACUUAAACACCAUAGUGUCUGACCAAUAAGAGUCAUUGUAUAUAUUGACUUAUUCCAUAUGCAUAAUUAUAAUCAUUUAUUAAAAUAUUUCCUUAUUUAAUUGUUUAAUUUUAUAAAAAAUUAAAUUUCCGAUAUGUAGAAAAUGAUGCUCGUGAAAUAAACUUCUACUCGCAGAAUACAAAUUUAAAAAUCAAAGAUUACUGUAUUCAGAGACCCUUAAGUCUCAAUGAUAACAAAUUCUUACUACGAUAUUAAUACAAUUAAAGCAAAAUCUGUGUUUGCAGUAAUAAAUAAUAUUUACGCAUAGAUUUUUAAGCAAGAAACAUUUAUGUUUAAAGUAACAGAAUAAAAAAGAGUUUUCAAGAUAAAAAAUUUUUCCACUGUUACGUAUUAUAUUGUUAAAUGUAAUUACAACAUGAAUUUACAAGAACCAAAGAGAAAACGACAUGUAAAAUUAAAAGAACAGUUGCCAUUCCCGAUUGUAUUAGGCAAUAAAAAUGAAUGGAUUACAUAUACUGCUCAUCUCACUGAUUUAGGAUCUUGUAUAAUUGAUCCAAGUGAAAUUGUUGCAGUACAUUCUAUGGGUUAUUUUGGGAAAGGUUCUUUAUCACGUGGUUUUCCCUCAUUUGGAAAAACACGAUAUGGAGUUCCUUCAGUUGUAAGAAAUAGACAGUGGCUUCGCAGACAAGAAUGGUUGAAACAAUUUAAUGAACUUAGCAUGGAAGCUAAUAGCAAACAUACAAAUUUAGAAGAAAGCAAAUGUGAACUUUCCUAUUCAAAAAAUCCUGAUGAAGAUGAUAACAAAUCUUUAAAGAAUCCAACAAAGGAAAAUAAUCCAGAUAUAAUUGAAAUAGAUACAAAUUCAGUUUCUUUAAAUGAAAAACAUAAAGAAAGUCAACAAAUUGAUAAAAGGCUAGAAGUAAAUGAUACAAAUUCAAAUUCCAUGAAAGAGGACGACUCGUUAAUUAUUAUAGAAAACAAAUUUAAAGAACAAUGCAAUAAUACUGAUGAUGGUCAAAGAAAAUCUAUGGAAAUUGAAGAAAAAAAUUUUUUUGCAGAUUUUAAUUUGAAAGAAAAUGAUGUCUGUUUUACUGAUAAUAGCACAGAUGUUCAAAAUAAAUUACUUGUUCUACCAGAUAGUGAUUCAGAAACUGAAAAUUAUUUAAGAGAAAUAAAACCUAAAAUUGAAUGUGAAAGUUUUCCCAUUCAAGAAACUCUCCAUCUUACAUUUGAAGAAACAUUUUUCCUUUUAUAUGGUUUAGGUUGUUUGAAUUUAAUAGACUUUGAUGGUAAUUUAUUGGAUAUUGAUAGCGCUUGGCAUAUUUUUUGCAAGACUGAUAAAAAUUUUGUGUCAAAGUAUGUUGUAUAUCAUUAUUUUCGUAGUAAAGGAUGGGUAGUAAAACCUGGACUUAAAUAUGGUGGAGAUUUUUUGCUAUAUAAACAAGGACCACCGUUUUAUCAUGCAUCUUACAUUGUAAUAAUAGAUAUUUUGGAUGGUGAUACCUUAGUCACAGAUCAAAGUAAAUGUAUGCAUAAAUUAACGUGGAAUAGUUUAUUAGGAUUGGAAAGAUUGUCAGAAACUGCUGCUAAGGAAAUAUUAUUUGCACAAGUUUUAUGGCCAUCUUCAGCUUUACAUACAUCUAAUACACUAAGCGUGGAUAGCCUUUCUGAAUUUUCCGUGAGAGAAUUAUUAUGGAGAAGAUGGAAUCCUAAACAUAAUAAAGAUGUAGAGGAAGAAGAUGAUGAUUCAUGUUGAUUUUAUUUUUAACAUAUUUAUUAACUAUAAAUGAAACAUAUAAAUUAAGGAA
Frieseomelitta varia is the source of this 1830-nucleotide messenger RNA. RefSeq names its product tRNA-splicing endonuclease subunit Sen2 (gene Tsen2). The record is from RefSeq and is a predicted model, not a curated record. Gene Ontology annotation, cellular component: tRNA-intron endonuclease complex. Lineage: Eukaryota; Metazoa; Arthropoda; Insecta; Hymenoptera; Apidae. Bases 438 to 1778 code for a protein of 446 amino acids. Gene Ontology annotation, molecular function: tRNA-intron lyase activity; nucleic acid binding. Gene Ontology annotation, biological process: tRNA splicing, via endonucleolytic cleavage and ligation; tRNA-type intron splice site recognition and cleavage. The transcript is spliced from 5 exons.